Messenger RNA from Dentiscutata heterogama, 835 nucleotides. The record is from the annotation of a GenBank genome assembly. NCBI's taxonomy places the organism in Eukaryota, Fungi, Glomeromycota, Glomeromycetes, Diversisporales, Gigasporaceae.
UAGAUUUUAAUGAUUCUGCAACGUGUAAUGAUAUUUUAAAUGAAUGGGGAAAUCUUAUUAGACCGUACUUUGAUACAUCUUACUUGACAUCAGUCAGUGGAAAUACUGUUAAGAAAGAUAGUCUUCAAGAAUGGGUAUCUAAUUUAAAAAAUGACGAGCCAUUACAGGUUGUCGAUUUGAAAUUGCUUCCAUUAUAUCAAAUAUUGGAUAAGUCUCUUCAAGAAGAAAUUGAAUUUAUACUUGGAAUUGAUAACCAAAUAGAAGUUAAAGACAGAGUUCUUAUUACUGGGACAGUUUCUAUCAAAGCUUCUACUCACUAUUAUCGCGUAAAAUUUCCUGAGAAUUUUAAAUCCAGUAAUUAUAAAAUUUUUGGAAAACUUGUAUCGCAAAAUAAUCCAAUUAAUUCAGGAGUAAUUAAAAUUCAAUCUAUGAGUAUAUCCGGGUUUUCCAUAGUAAUCGAAAAUUUUGACAUAACAGAAGACUCUCAAAUAGUCUGGAUGUUGAUUGGGUUGCCUUCAGAAAUUAGAUAUUAUAGUAAAACAACACGAAAAAUUCGUGUAUUUUUCUCAAAUGAACAUCCAUUUAAAUACAAAGAAGACUUGAAAAUCCCAUUAAAAGUUCCUAAAAAUCUUUCAACAGGUUCAAUAAUAUGCACAAAUAUUAUAUACCCUCCGUCAGAUUGUGAGGCAAAAUUAACUUCUAACAUUCAAAAUUAUCAUGACGAAGUUGAAAUUAACAUAUCAAUCGAUGGUAAAAAAAGAAGUCAUUACGAUAACAACAACGAUAAAAAUGAAGAAUAUUCACGCAAAUAUAAUGAGGAAUAUUUACUCCAAUG